Molecule: messenger RNA, 1155 nt
Organism: Medioppia subpectinata
Lineage: Eukaryota; Metazoa; Arthropoda; Arachnida; Sarcoptiformes; Oppiidae
Source: the annotation of a GenBank genome assembly
AUGAGCUCUUACUUCGGCGCUGGACAUGACUGGCAAUCAACAGAACUGCCGAUCAAUCACUUCACUGCCGGCAAAGUGUGUUCUAAUGCCUACAACACGUCCAUCACUGACUCCCGGCCGAUCGCCAAUGGCUACCAGUCAUACCACUCGCCCCACCAAACGGCUUAUGUCAUGACAUCGACGCCAUCGAUGCCCCGAUAUGUGUCGGGAGGUUCAGACCAUCCGCACGCCAUCGCACACAACCGUUUCAUCGAGAAUUCGGUCGCAUUUCCGCAUCACUCACAGCAUCACAACCACAGCCAUCACAUCAGUCCUCACCACUCACUCCAACACCACAGUCAUCCACAUCACAGUCACGCACAUCAUCCGCAUCCAGACCACGUCUUCACCGGUGGGGCACUACUCAGUGGGUCCGCCACCGCCACCACAGCACCACUCCAGGCAUCGGUUCCGUACCACACACUCAGUCAACAUCCGAGCCCUACGAGCAUUCACUCACUGCCCAUUCACGGCCAUAGCGUCACCCAAUUGUUACAAUCGGAUCCGCUUCUGCAGGACAGCGCCGGCGGCAACAAUCGUGUGGUAACGCCGGACCAGUCGUGCGGUACCCCCCAUAACACGGGUCCGCCAUCGCAUCCGUCGCACCAACAACUCUAUCCCUCCAACCAAAGUCCUGCCUCAUGUAAACUAAGUGUCAAUCAAUUUGAGAGCAAUUCAAUGGCAACGGCGACCACUCGCUCCACCUCUACGACCGACGAGUCGCCGGCGUUUGACUCUCCGCCGCCGUCCACACCAGAAAUGGCUCAACAAAUGAAUUGCCAAUUGAAUCCUCAACUCCAGACGCCCGGCAAUAAACACUUCUUUCCGUGGAUGAAGUCAUAUCAGGACUCAGGACAGGGACCGAAGAGAACCCGACAAACAUAUACUCGUUUCCAGACACUGGAGUUGGAGAAGGAAUUCCACUUCAAUCGAUACCUCACCAGAAGAAGACGUAUAGAAAUUGCACACUCUUUAGGACUCACUGAAAGACAAAUCAAGAUUUGGUUCCAAAACAGACGAAUGAAGGCUAAGAAGGAAAACAAGAUAAAAGCGGACCCGAACUCGGCUGACGGCAAACUCGUCGAUGAUAACGACGACUCAAAUAUUAUUAUUUAG